GUGCACUCUGUCUUCUCCUCUGCUAAUUUCUGGUUUGAAGAUCAAUCUCAUUGCAAUGGGAAAGCAUAUCUUGCUGCUCCUACUGGGCCUGACUUUGCUGGUGAGCUCCCUGCAAGCUUUGGUGUGCUUUGAGUGUGGCAACCUCAAUUCUAUGGGGAUUUGUAACUUUAGAACAGCUGUAUGUUACGCUCAUCCUGGUGAGGUUUGUGCCUCAGUUUUAACCUAUAAAGAUGGAAAAUUUGUAUAUGGAAACCAGAGCUGUGCUGAGUGCUCCGGGAGGACUGUUGAGCAUGGAAGUCUGAUAGUAUCAACAAACUGUUGCUCAGCCACCUCUUUCUGCAAUAUAGUACGUCCCUGAUACUUAAUUGUAUGGAAGGAUUUUAGUGCUCUUUACUGAGUCUUGACACUGGAGCAUGCCAGAAAGAAUUAUCUACUGACCGUGUCUGGAGAACGCACUAAGAUUUCUACAUCAUGUUUUCUGACUACGUGUACAUCAUAUCAUAUGAUCUUCAGUGAUCUGUAAUAAAUUGAAGGCCUUA
Molecule: messenger RNA, 539 nt
Organism: Rattus norvegicus (Norway rat)
Lineage: Eukaryota; Metazoa; Chordata; Mammalia; Rodentia; Muridae
Product: urinary protein 1-like
Exons: 4
Coding region: 56-358 (100 amino acids)
Source: RefSeq, marked validated